Aspergillus oryzae RIB40 is the source of this 924-nucleotide messenger RNA. RefSeq lists its product as uncharacterized. NCBI's taxonomy places the organism in Eukaryota, Fungi, Ascomycota, Eurotiomycetes, Eurotiales, Aspergillaceae. Gene Ontology annotation, molecular function: transmembrane transporter activity. The record is from RefSeq and is a predicted model, not a curated record. The transcript is spliced from 2 exons. The coding region runs from base 1 to 924 and encodes 307 amino acids. Gene Ontology annotation, biological process: transmembrane transport.
AUGCUCGAACAUGCCGGUGUACCAAAGAGCGAUGUUGCUAAGUGGGUUGGCUUCACCACUACGAUCACCGCUACCUGUGCGGGCCUGAUGGGCGUGAUAUGGGGUAUGGCUUCCGAUUCCAUGGGUCGGAAACGGGUUAUCCUGCUUGAACUGAACCUCAUGCUGGUAUUUGUCUUCCUGUUUGGCUUCUCACAACACCUCGCCCUCCUGGUGCUGUUCCGCGCUUUGAUCGGUCUCGUGAGUGGUAGCGUCGGUAUUAUGCGCACCAUGAUCGCAGAGUUGGUCCCUGAGAAGCUGCUCCAGCCAUAUGCAUUCAGCAUCCUACCGACUGUCGAGACAAUUGGGUCCGGGUUCGGCCCCGCUAUAGGAGGACUCUUGGCUCGUCCAGCGGAGCAUUAUCCUGGCAUCUUCGGCAGGAUUGGACUCUUUAAGAUGUUUCCCUUUGCCUUGUCUAGUGUUGCUUCCAGCUGCGUUGUAGCUUUCGCUAUUACGAUGGCAUCUUCUUCCCUUCGUGAAACACAACCCGGGCGGAAAGACUCUCCUGACGAUGGAUUGAUGAUCGCAAAGAUUCUGAGUAGCGUGUGGGCAUUGCGAACGAGAAAGGCCGACAUCCGACCGGAAGUCGUUGAUGAGACAACAGCUCUACUCGGUGACACAAUAGAAGAUGUAGAAGAGGUUUUGGAGCAAAGAGCAGCUGAACUCGUGGGCCGUUGGAAAAGUGUUAUCUCGCCACAGCCUAUUCUCCUGGUGCUGAUAUCAGGUGUGAUGAGCAUGCAUACCGUGGCUUUCGAUUCAUUGUUCCCGGUACUCUUGCACCUCCCUAAACAACAUCUAAAGGGCAAUCCAGAUGUUCACCUGCCAUUCAAAUUCAGCAGUGGACUCGGGCUAGGUAAGCUACCUUCGGCAUUAUUGCCAUUUUACUAA